This is a messenger RNA of Symbiodinium sp. CCMP2592, 1836 nucleotides long. Lineage: Eukaryota; Dinophyceae; Suessiales; Symbiodiniaceae. The record is from the annotation of a GenBank genome assembly.
AUGGGACAUAGUGCUUCAUCUCCGAGCGCCACCAGUGGUUCAUGUGCAGAGUCGGUCACCAUGCCGCAGAUGGGCAUCAAUGGUUUCGGACGCAUUGGGCGCCUCACUCUCCGUGCAGCCAUGGAGAAUCCUUGCGUUACGAUUGUUGCAGUCAAUGAUCCGUUCGUGGACCUUGACUACAUGAGAUAUUUGCUGACGUACGAUUCCGUGCACAAUAGAUUCAAUGGUGUAGUCUCCGCGAAAAAGGAGAAUGGCGAAGAGUACUUGGUUGUCAAUGGACUUCAAGUGCGAAUUUUCCACGAAAAAGAUCCUGCUUACAUCCCUUGGGGAUCCGUUGGUGCAGAUUAUGUCUGCGAAUCAACAGGCGUGUUCUGCGACAAGGAAAGGGCAUCGAGGCAUCUUCAAGGUGGGUGCAAGAAGGUUAUCAUUUCGGCCUUUCCGAAGGACAGCACGCCCAUGUUCGUUGUGGGUGUGAACCAUGAGAAGUACACGCCGGACAUGCAGGUUGUGUCGAAUGCCACCAGCGCUGCGAACUGCUUGGCGCCUUUGGCCAAGGUCAUCAAUGACAACUUUGGUAUUGCAGAGGGCCUGAUGACCACUGUCCACGCCAUGACAGCUACCCAGUUGACCGUCGAUGGCCCGUGCCGUGGCGGGAAGGACUGGCGUGGUGGACGUUGUGCCUCGCAGAACAUCAGUCCAUCCUCCACCGGGAUAGCCAAGGCAGUGGGCAAGGUGAUCCCAGCUCUCAGUGGUAAAAUGCACGGCAUGGCAUUCCGGGUACCAACUCCUGAUGUCUCUGUUGUGGACAUGACCUGCCGGCUGGACAAGCCAGCAAGCAUGGAUGACAUCUUUGCUGCCAUCAAGAAGGCUGAGGAAGGCCCCAUGAAGGGCGUUCUUGGCUGGACCGAUCAGGAGGUUGUGUCCACGGAUUUCGUGACAUGUCCGCUGUCUUCCAUUUUUGACAUAAGCGCGUGCAUUGCGCUGAAUGACAAGUUUGUGAAGCUCGUGUCCUGGUUCGACAACGAGUGGGGCUAUUCCAAUCGGCUCGUCGAUCUAGCGAUCUACAUGGCACACGUUGAUGGUAUCAUCCCGCCACCGGCAGUGAUCCAGAGCAUCAAGGAUGCUGCACCUGUCGGCAGCAAUCAGCUGCAGGGCCCUGCCGGGGCGGCAUUGCGCAAGAAGGGCCAGCAGGCGGCCGCGCCUCCGGAGCCAGCGCAGCCUCCGCCGCAGGUGCCAUCCGUUCCUCUGGAGCCUGUGCAGCAGCGGCCACAAGUGCCUCCGGAGCCAGUCGCGCAGCCGCCGAAGGACACUUUCCCGGACGGCAAAGAUGCUGUGCCGGGAAUGUUCUCGGCCAGGUUUGACGGCGGGAUCAUAGAGCACAAGUUUCGGCAUGUUCACAAGAUCCUGAAGGAGCACAACUUUCCGGUCCUGAUGGUCGACGCCGAUGUUGGUGACGACUUCGGCAAAGCAACAACGAAGUAUUUAAACAAGAUUGAGAAAGAAAAGGGUGUCUUGAUUUGUGUUUGCACAGCCCACUAUGCUGAGAAGACCAGCUCACCCUUCUGCUCUUUUAAAGAGUUACAGUUCGCCCUCGACUACAGUCUGGAUGUUCUCCCGCUGAAAGUGGCAGACGUCUACCCCCCACAACCGCCUGGCGGUCCAGAUCAUCAGUACGACAAGGAUUACGAAGCAGAGUCCGUGAUCAAGAUGGUCUUCAGACCCAACCUCGCCUACAAGGACUGCCGCGACCUAGAUGAGAUGCAGAUAGCUCGAGUGAUCGCAGACAAGUUGCUAAAGAAGAAGACGAUGCCCAGGCAAGGCUCGGGACACGGAUGA